Molecule: messenger RNA, 3123 nt
Organism: Phasianus colchicus (ring-necked pheasant)
Lineage: Eukaryota; Metazoa; Chordata; Aves; Galliformes; Phasianidae
Source: RefSeq, a predicted model, not a curated record
UUUGCUCUGCAGCAGUGCUGACCUGCUGCCCUGUAUGUGCUGCGGUACGUAUAGGGUGCUGGACUGGGCUGGAUGGAGCAGAAAGGUGGUCAGCACCAAGGCUGUCCUACAGAGGUGGAUGGAUUGGACUCAGUGCAAUCUGGUGCCGCAUUCAAGGCAUCUCUUGUUGUGGCCUUGGCACCCUCCCUGCUCCUUGCCCGGCUCACUGGGUGCGACUGAGCCAUCUCUCAUCUGCCAGCAGUGCAGCAGAGCCAGGGGCCAUGGCGGCAGAAAUGGUGCUGAGCCGCCGGCCUGGGCAGCCCCGCGGUGAAGUUCUGAGUGAGGCUGACCUGGAGGAGCUGGCACAGAGGAAACCUCCCAGCAAGACUUCAACACGCGACUGUCUCCGGAAGGCAAGAUGCUCAGCCUCCACCGCCAAGUCCCUGCUCUUCCGCUUCUUACCUGUCCUGCGCUGGCUGCCCCGCUACCCAGUGAAGGACUGGCUGCUUGGGGACAUUGCCUCAGGCUUCAGUGUGGGCAUCAUGCACCUGCCCCAGGGGCUUGCCUAUGCACUGCUUGCUGGGCUGCCACCUGUCACUGGCCUCUACUCCUCCUUCUACCCCGUCUUCCUCUACUUCUUCUUCGGGACAUCCAGACACAACUCCGUGGGCCCCAACUGGUUGGCAAGCACUGAUCCUGGACUCCUUUCCUGCACAUCCCCAGGUCCCUUUGCUGUCAUAUCUGUCAUGAUUGGCAGCGUGACGGACUCCUUGGUGCCCAGUGAGGAUUUUAUGGAGUUUGUCAAUGGCACCAAUGUUACAGAGGUCAAUGAGGCACGGCGGGAUGCUGCCAGGGUAGAGCUGGUAGCCACCAUCACAGUCCUGUCAGGAAUCUUCCAGGUGGCCCUGGGCCUCCUGCAGUUUGGCUUUGUGGUGACCUACCUCUCAGAUCCACUAGUGCGUGGCUACACUACUGCUGCCUCUGUGCACGUCCUCAUCUCCCAGCUCAAGAAUGUCUUUGGUGUCUCACUAGGAGAGCACUCAGGGCCACUCUCAUUGUUUGUGACCUUCAUUGAGAUCUGCAAGAAGCUGCCGGAGACCAAUGUGGGCACAUUGGUUACAGCCAUCAUUGCCAUGGUGGCCAUCUUCAUUGUGAAGGAGCUCAACCACAAGUUCUCUGCCAAACUCCCCAUGCCCAUCCCCAUCGAGCUCAUCACGAUCAUCAUCUCCACCGGCAUAUCCUAUGGUGUCAACCUGAACUCCAAGUAUGGCAUCUCCGUGGUGGGCAACAUCCCCAGCGGGUUGAAGCCGCCUGUGGUCCCUAACGUCAGCUACUUUGGGCAGGUGGUAGGCAAUGCCUUCGCCAUUGCUGUGGUGGGUUAUGCUAUCUGCAUCUCCCUGGGUAAGAUUUUUGCCCUGAAGCAUGGCUACAAAGUGGACAGCAACCAGGAGCUGAUUGCUCUGGGCCUCUCCAACUUCCUCGGGGGCUUCUUCCAAUGUUUUGCCAUCAGCUGUUCUAUGUCACGGAGUCUGGUGCAGGAGAGCACAGGGGGAAACAGCCAGGUGGCUGGUGUCAUCUCAUCCCUGGUCAUCCUGGUAACCAUCCUGAAAAUUGGAGAGCUAUUCCAUGACCUGCCCAAGGCCAUCUUGUCUGCCAUCAUCAUCAUCAAUCUCAAGGGCAUGUUCAAGCAGUUCACAGACCUCCGCACACUCUGGAAGUCCAACCGUGUGGACCUGAUGGUCUGGGUAGUGACAUUCAUAGCCACCCUCUUGCUGAACUUGGACAUUGGCCUGGGAGCCUCAGUGGCCUUUGCGUUACUCACUGUCAUCUUCCGGACGCAGCUCCCCCACUAUUCCAUCCUGGGGCGUGUUACCGAUACCGAUGUCUACAAGGAUGUGGCUGAAUAUGAGAAGGCACAGGAGGUCCCUGGAAUAAAGAUCUUCCGCUCCUCCUCCACCAUCUAUUUUGCCAACGUGGAGAUGUACUCCGAUGCACUGAAGAAGAAGAGCGGCAUCAAUGUGGAUCGCCUGAUUGAGAAGAAGAAGAAGGCACUCAAGAAACUGAAGAAACAGCAGAAGAAAGCAGAGAAGGAGAAGGCAAAGAGGAAAAAGGUGCUUCCCAGCACACCCCUCUUGUGCCGGGUCUUCCCACAGGAAACAGAGGCUGAGUGCAAUGGGCCAGGCGUUGCAGUGAUUGAGCUGAGUGGGGAGGAGGGUGGCACACCUGCUGAACCCACCCUGCGCUCCCUGGGACUGCCCCAGCCCGACUUCCAUGCUGUCAUCCUGGACUUCAGUCCCGUCAACUUCGUGGACACAGUCUCCAUCAAAAUCCUGAAGAAUAUCUUUAGGGAUUUCCAUGAAAUAGAAGUGGAUGUCUUUGUUGCCAGCUGCCCAGCAUCUGUUCUCGCCCAGCUGGAGCGGGGCAACUUCUUCAGCUCAACCAUCACCAAGCACUGCUUCUUCCCCUCGGUGAAUGACGCCGUGCUCCACAUCGAUGCGGGGAGGCGCCCAGCCCCGGUAAGCACCCAGCCUCACCAUCCCCACUGCCACCGCGCUGCGGGACGGCAGAGCCGACUUUCUUCUCUGCUCCCUUAGGCGAACCUCAGCACCAAAAUGUAGCCCUGCAGAAGAGAGAGCGGAGGAGCAGAGCCGUGCUGCCGGGAGGGCUUCACCGCUCCGUGCCCGGGGCCUGGAGCCUCUGUGGGACAGCGCGGGGCGCUUGGAGCCGGCCCGCCCCACGCUUGGGGUGAGGCGAGGAGCCCCGGCAGCGGAGCGGCUGUGCUGCCGGCAGCGGGCUGUCAGCACGGCGAGGCCGCAGGGCAUCACGGCUCCACCGCGGCGCGCGUUCCUCAAUAAAGGCGUCCUCAGCCCGCGAGGCCUCAUCUGUGCAAACGACGGCGCUGCUGGGCCAGCCGUGGCCCCGCCGCUCCCUGCGGGCGGCCCCGGGCUCACCGCAACCGCGUCUCCCUUUCCGUCGUUUUGACCUACACCGGGCACGGGCACAAGCCGGGGUCCCGUCCCCGUGCCGGUGAUCGCGUGCCGGCGACCGGGCCCCGCUCCAAACCCUUUCCGCCUUCGCGCCCUCCCACCACUGGGCGGCGCAGCAUCGAAGAGCAGCUCUUUGUCCCCGCGCGCAUGCGCAUCU